AUGAGCCGAUUCAAAUAUGAAGAUGACCCUUUUUUGGGGUUAAAUGAAGAAUUAAUACUUGAUAUUCUGUAUCGACUGCCUGUAAAAUCAUUAGGACAAUGCAAACUAGUAUGCAAAUCAUGGCUUACCCUCAUCUCAGACCCUGAAUUUGCAAGAUCACAUCUCGAUUAUUCGAACAGUAUUAAUCAACCCCUGACCCUCAUUGUUCAAAAAUUCAAUACCCUUUCCACCCUGAAGUUUUCUGAUCCGAACAAUAUUACUGAGGGUGUAACCUCAGACAUGUUGAACAAUCGAUUCCUCGAUAGCUUUGUAUCCAGUUAUUAUUAUUGUUUCAUUGUCGGGUCAAAUGAUGGCCUAAUAUGUGUUUAUAUGAAAGAGAUGGAGAGGGGUAGACGCGGUCAAGAUUCAUUGCAUCUUUGGAAUCCUUGCACCACUAAAGCAAGGGAGAUCUCAUUGCCUGUUAAAAGGGGGUCAUUUUUUGUUCAUAUAGACUCAAGUUGGUUUGGUCGUGUUCCCUCUGAUGACUACAAAAUCUUCUUAGUGUAUUCGGAGUAUAGGCCCUAUCCCUAUGAAAAGGGCAUCUAUUUAUACUCUUUAAGGGCUGGUAGAUGGAGAAGAAUACAUGUCUCUGAUGAUGAGGAUUUGGGGUUAAUCUCGGAUGCUCAUUCUGUUUUCUUUAAAGACGCAUUGCACUAUCUUGUAUGUCGCGAAUGGAUAGUUAUAUUUGAUUUAGCAGCAGAGACCUUUAAGAAGGUUCCCUUCUCAAUUAAACCUGAUCAAGUACCAAAACAUGAUAAGCUUUUGCUUGGUGUCAUUGGAAAAUAUCACCGCCUAUGUGCUAUGUUUUUAAAUCGCUUUGAGGAACAGAUGUUCGAGCUUUGGACCCUGGAGGAGUAUGAUAAUUGGGAUUCUUGGAAAAAGCUGUAUCGAAUUGACCUGAGGAAGUAA
Molecule: messenger RNA, 948 nt
Organism: Chenopodium quinoa (quinoa)
Lineage: Eukaryota; Viridiplantae; Streptophyta; Magnoliopsida; Caryophyllales; Amaranthaceae
Product: F-box/kelch-repeat protein At3g06240-like
Exons: 1
Coding region: 1-948 (315 amino acids)
Molecular function (GO): protein binding
Source: RefSeq, a predicted model, not a curated record